CUGGUAUUGCAUCACCGAAGUAAAUGAGACGGGGAUCAGGCCUCUCAUCCGGCAGUUAUAAAACUGGCUGCAAGGGUGUAGAGUGAUACUCAGUGACACGCGGUCAUGCCUCUGUGGGCUGGAGCAUCUCUGUAUGUGUUGCAGUUUGUGUUUUUGUUUUAGCUCAGGAAACAAAUACCAGGCACGCCUGAUGACCAAGUGUUUGUGUACGCUGCCAGGUAGGAACACGGCUCUGCCCUUUGGAAAGCGCCUGCAUACCCGGGUCCUCUUCCCAUCGGUCCGGAGUGGUGCAGGGGGGAAAAAUGAAACGGUUCUAACUUCAGCUGGGGGCUCGCCAUGGAAGACUCAGAAGGACAUCACUUCAGCUCAGUGGAAGAGGAAUCUAGAUACUGGAAGGAGCUGGCUAUGAAGUAUAAGCAGUGUGCUGAGAAUACGCAGGAGGAACUGCGCGAGUUCCAGGAAGGGAGUCGAGAGUAUGAAGCUGAACUGGAGGCUCAGCUGCAACAAACAGAGUCCAGAAACAGAGACCUUCUGUCAGAAAACAAUCGUCUGCAAAUGGAACUGGAGUCAGUUAAGGAAAAGAUUGAAAUGCAACAUUCAGAAGGCUACAGGCAAAUCUCCGCACUGGAAGAUGACCUGGCACAGACAAAAGCUAUUAAAGAUCAACUUCAGAAGUAUAUUCGAGAACUUGAGCAAGCCAAUGAUGACUUGGAAAGAGCAAAAAGAGCCACUAUAAUGUCUUUGGAGGAUUUUGAACAGCGUUUAAACCAGGCUAUUGAAAGAAAUGCUUUUCUGGAGAGUGAACUGGAUGAGAAAGAGAAUCUUCUGGAGUCUGUGCAGCGCCUGAAAGAUGAAGCUAGAGAUCUACGACAAGAGCUUGCGGUGCAGCAGAAACAGGAGAAACCCAAAACACCAAUGCGACCCACUGUGGAAACAGAAAGAACAGACAUGGCAGUGCAAGCAUCCUUAUCUGUGCCUUCAACCCCUUCGGUACACCGGGCACCCAACAUGAACAUAUCCACCCCUGGGACAUUUAGGAGAGGUUUUGAGGACAGUUACAGUGCAACCCCUCUCACACCUGCUGCCAGAAUAUCUGCACUUAACAUCGUGGGAGACUUGCUGCGGAAAGUAGGGGCUUUGGAGUCCAAACUUGCAUCUUGCAGAAACUUUGUGUAUGACCAGUCCCCAAGCAGAACCACAGUGUCCAUGUACAUGAACAGAGAUGUCCUUGAAACACGCCUGAGUCCUCACCAGCCUCUGUGUGAUACAGGGUUAGUGAAACGCCUAGAGUUUGGAACACGGCCUUCAAAUAUUCCUGGGUCAAUGGGCCAUCCCUCACAAGGUGUUGUCAAGAUGCUGCUCUGAAAAGACCGGCUGCCUUUGGAAAAGGAAAAGAAUAUAUAUAUAAACAUAUAUAUUUCAAGCUUUAGUUUUAAAGAGAAUACUAAUGAGCAACCAGGCAUCAGCGUAAGGGUAGGUGAGAACUGAACAAGAAGCUGCAAUUGGCGGUGGUCUCCUGUGGUCUUGCCUAGUGUGGCCUCUCAGCUGAGCUGUGUGACUGGCGUGAUGAAGCAGUGCUGCCUGCCAGCACAAUACUUUAAAUCACUUCCUAUGUCAAUAGCUGUAAAUAGCUCCUUGAAAGUCCACUGUCAAAGCCGGUGUCCUGUGGCAGAGGCAGUAUUCCCUGUGCAGCUCCUCAGGCUUUUUCAUUUUGUUUUAGUAUAGCACCAUGGUGUUAUACCUUGAAUUCUAGUUGUGCUGACUUUCUGGCUUGGGUGUUGUAUGUCUCAGUCACCCAGAUUAGAGGAGUGAGUGUGGUUUGUUUUUUUGUUUUGUUUUAUUUUAUUUUAUUUUAGUUUUAUUUGAUGGAGCCUGAGGUAUUUCUGUAGGGAAGCUGCUCAGCUCUUUGCAGGAUGUUUGUUGUCAAAAUCCUGCAACACAAAUUCCUGCCUCUGUAGCGAUAAGAUGGUUUGGUAAGCAAUGAUUUGCCAUUAAGAAUAGGUCACAGUUAAAGGUGAGGAAUGUCUAAUGCUUGGAGUACUUGGGAGAUCCCAGGAAUACAGCAAAGUCGGAGACUUUGCACUGGCUUAGCGUACAGACAUCCCAUUUUCAUGGCAUAUAAAGCCUGGCUGUUGUAGGAAGCAAGAGACCUGAUUAACUUGCUGGUUCUAACAUUUUAAUAGAUGGGUUAUAUUGCUUUCCAAACCUCCCUUUCUUAAUGUGCCUUGGUUAUUUGAGAGGCUUUUUAGUUUUAUUUUUGUUGUUUUUUUUUUUCCAUGUGAAUAUAUACUUUUGGCUGUUCCUCAUUUAGAGGCUUUUUAACCUGAAAAGUCCUUUCUGCUGACCAAGGGUAUCAGAAUACUGAGUUAUUUUUAAAUUAGAGUUCUUCCCUACCAGACAGUACUGCAUUUUGUUUAUUUUUUUUUUUCUUCUUUAAAUAGAGUGGGUUCACUCACAGUAUUAAUAUAUAUUACAGAAGCUGGUACUUGCAAUAAUCAUGGCCAAACAUCUUUUUGUUUCGGGGUGGGAGUUUACACAACAAAAGAACGCAUAAAUGUUUUGUUUUGUUUUUUAAGAAAAUGCUAUGAAAACAGUCACUGAUGCAUCUGUUUCUCUGGAAUAGGAAAUAACCACAGAUCAUUCCCAUUCUUCAUGCCAUCUACAAAGUUGGCUUACCUGGGAAGCAGAAUAAAGCUUAUUUUGAAUGCUA
This is a messenger RNA of Dromaius novaehollandiae (emu), 2710 nucleotides long. RefSeq names its product nudE neurodevelopment protein 1 (gene NDE1). Bases 337 to 1365 code for a protein of 342 amino acids. The record is from RefSeq and is a predicted model, not a curated record. Lineage: Eukaryota; Metazoa; Chordata; Aves; Casuariiformes; Dromaiidae. The transcript has 9 exons. Gene Ontology annotation, biological process: vesicle transport along microtubule; establishment of mitotic spindle orientation; mitotic centrosome separation. Gene Ontology annotation, cellular component: centrosome; kinesin complex; kinetochore. Gene Ontology annotation, molecular function: microtubule binding.